Molecule: messenger RNA, 357 nt
Organism: Racocetra fulgida
Lineage: Eukaryota; Fungi; Glomeromycota; Glomeromycetes; Diversisporales; Gigasporaceae
Source: the annotation of a GenBank genome assembly
UUCGUGAGAAAAAAAUUAAAAUUUAUAGAAAAUCUAGAUUUGCAGGCCAAGAUGAAAGUAAUGAUAAUAGUCAUGAUGAUAGUCAAAUUCAUGAAGUUGAUAGAGCUGAUAGUUUGGAAGAUUCUGCUAGUGAUGAACGUAUUAGUGAAAAUAAUCAGAAUAAAAAUAAUAAAAAAAGAAAAAAACUAAAAAAAACUAAGAAAACAGUUGGUAGACCUGAAGACCCUGUAAAUAAUGAAUAUAUUAAACUUAGUACACGAGAUAAAUAUGGACAUGUAGCAAUGAAGUAUAGAUACUGUGAAAAUGUUACACCAAGAGGACAGCCUAGUGACAUGAAAUCACAUUUAAUAUUAGAAU